AUGGAAGCCACCGAUUAUUUGCUUGAGGUUUGGCAAAAGGAUAGACACUCAAAGAAAGAAAUUGGAAUGAGAUUUUCGAAAUGUCAUCUCUAUGUCACAUGUGAACCAUGUAUCAUGUGUGCAGCAGCUAUAUCAAUUCUUGGUAUUAAAGCUGUAUGUUAUGGUUAUGCUAAUGAUAAGUUCGGAGGCUGUGGAUCAAUCUUGUCGUUACAUUCUAGAAACACUGAGCACGCACUUAAUGAUGGUGCUUCGGAAAUGAAAGGUCAUAUAAAGGAGGAAGGAGGAGUAAAUGGCAUCCGAAGUUAUCUCACUUUUUCGGAGUUUCUAUGA
This is a messenger RNA of Papaver somniferum (opium poppy), 330 nucleotides long. Its product is annotated as tRNA-specific adenosine deaminase TAD2-like. Gene Ontology annotation, biological process: tRNA wobble adenosine to inosine editing. Bases 1 to 330 code for a protein of 109 amino acids. The record is from RefSeq and is a predicted model, not a curated record. The transcript has a single exon. Lineage: Eukaryota; Viridiplantae; Streptophyta; Magnoliopsida; Ranunculales; Papaveraceae. Gene Ontology annotation, molecular function: tRNA-specific adenosine-34 deaminase activity.